AUGGCUGUAGAAGCAAAGUCUACCACAGGAGACCGUGUUCUUGUCUUGUUGGACUCUUUAGCCGAAAAAGAAACCUAUUCACAGUUCUGGCAGCAACUCGAAGACCGUGAGUUCCAACUCUCUUUUAAGGCUGCUGACGACCAAACCACCACACUUGCUUAUUUUGGAGAGACUCUCUUUCACCAUAUUAUUCACUUUGCACCAAAGACGACAAGCCUUGCAAAGCACCCUUUUAUCAAUAAUGUUCACCUUGUCAACUUUGUCAAUAAAGGUGGUAAUAUUCUUGCAGCCACUGGCAUUGAUCCUAGUGACACGAUGCGAGCAUUGGCUGCUGAAUUCGACAUUGAAUUAGAUACCGAAACUGUCUUUGAUCAUAAGCAUUACCAUAAGGAACAUAACAAGAUUACUACAUCCAAGUUGAUUGGCCCAGCUACUAUUGUUGAUCCUGAACAAGUCAAAACACCUAUUCUUUAUUCAGGCACAGGAUUGAAUGUUGGUCAACUCCCUCUUUCCAGUGCUGUUUUGGCUGCUGAAAACGAUGCUUUUAUGGCUGAUGCUUAUAAUGAACGUGCUAGUCCUAUGGAUCAAGUGGGUUUGGUUGGUGCACUUCAGUCUCGCAACUCUGCCCGUGUUACCUUUGUAGGUUCUCUUGAUCUGUUCUCCAAUGAUUUCAUGAACAUCGCUGUGGGUGAUUCUGACAAGUCUGGAAACGAAGCAUUUGUAUCUCAAUUAAGCAAAUGGACUUUCCAAGAAAAGAGUGUCUUGAAAGUCAUUGGCCAUUCUCAUCAUAAACAAAACGAAACUGAGCAACUUGACUGGUAUCGUGUUAAGGAUGAUAUUGUGUAUCGUGUUGAUAUUGCUGAAUACAAAGAUGAUGAAUGGGUGUCUUUCAAGGCUGAUGAUGUUCAACUUGAAAUCAUCAUGUUGGAUCCUUACAUUCGUACUACUCUGAAGCAAGUCCCUACCACUACAUCAUUUGGACGAUUUGAAGCCCAUGUUCGUCUUCCUGAUGUCUAUGGUGUCUUUACUCUCAAAGUGAAUUAUAAGCGUGCAGGUCUUAGCUAUGUCUUGGCAGAAGAUCAAGUGUCCAUUCGACCUUUUAGACAUAAUGAAUAUCCUCGCUUCUUGACUGCUGCUUAUCCUUACUAUGCUUCUACUGGUUCCAUGAUUGUUGGUUUUCUUGUCUUUAGUGCUGUUUGGUUAUCCACCUGGGGUGGCAAUCACGCCAACGAAACUCAAAAACCAAAGACAAAGACAAACUAA
Gilbertella persicaria is the source of this 1263-nucleotide messenger RNA. Its product is annotated as Dolichyl-diphosphooligosaccharide--protein glycosyltransferase subunit WBP1. The transcript is spliced from 5 exons. Bases 1 to 1263 code for a protein of 420 amino acids. NCBI's taxonomy places the organism in Eukaryota, Fungi, Mucoromycota, Mucoromycetes, Mucorales, Choanephoraceae. The record is from RefSeq and is a predicted model, not a curated record. Gene Ontology annotation, cellular component: endoplasmic reticulum membrane; oligosaccharyltransferase complex.